UCUUGUCUAAAAACAGGAAGGAAUCGAGCAGAACGAGCAGGAGUCUGUAAAGCAGGUAGUCAUUAUUCACUCUGACAAGAUGUGCACGGCUAAAUGUUCAAAAUGCAUUGCUUUUUCUCUGUAUCCGUUUGUGUUCAUCUCCAUCCUCUGCAACAUCGUGCUGUUCUUCCCCGCCGGGAGCGUCCAGUACGCCAGAGAAGGACACAUCACUGAUGAGGUGAAAUACAUGGGGGGGCUCCUCGGAGGAGGUUUGUUGGUGUUGAUCUCAUCGAUCUACAUCAACUUCACCGGAGAAAAUGGCUGCUGUGGGAAUCGCUUUGGGAUGUUCUUUUCCAUUGCCUUCGCUGCAGUGGGUGUGGCCGGGGCCCUGUACAGCUUCACUGUGGCGUUGCUCGGAUUGAAUAGUGGGCCCCUCUGCAGAGUUGGUGCUGACUGGACAACACCUUUCAAACACAGUAAUUCCUCCUACCUGGCCGACUCUUCCUUGUGGGGAAAGUGCGAAGAGCCUAAGAACGUGGUGCAGUUCAACUUUGGACUGUUCCUCACCCUCGUGGCCACCAGCUGUCUGCAGGGGUUGCUCUGUGCCAUCCAGAUGAUCAACGGCCUCGUUGGCUGCCUGUUUGGAGCCUGCAACCAAAAAAAGGAGCCAUGAGUAAGGAGGAACUAAUACCACUUCUGAAGAUUUGAAUGGUGCCACCUACUGGAAGGUGUGCCUUGCUUCCUCUGAAUGAAAUGCUUUGCUACUGCUGUCGUAUGGAAGAUUAUUAAGGCCUAAAAGAAAAUAAAUUAUGGGAAGAAGUUUUCCUGAAAUGCAAUGAGUUAAUAUACCAAGAACAAAGUCAGAUCUCAUUAUUUUGCCAGGUAUAAUAUAAUAUAUGUUUUGUCAUUUUAAUACAAUCAAAAAGUUGAGAAUAAAAUUGACAUUUCAAGAUUAAAUUGGGACUUUUCUAAAAUAAUGUUCUUGUUUUAACUAUGCUUCACAGUAUUACAAAUAAUUAAUGCUUAUUAUUGUCAAGUUUUACAAUUACAUAGCUUGACUGUUGACUACAAUAAAAGUACACCCUUUUUAUCUACACAAA
Molecule: messenger RNA, 1079 nt
Organism: Eleginops maclovinus (Patagonian blennie)
Lineage: Eukaryota; Metazoa; Chordata; Actinopteri; Perciformes; Eleginopidae
Product: transmembrane 4 L6 family member 4-like
Exons: 5
Coding region: 80-652 (190 amino acids)
Cellular component (GO): membrane
Source: RefSeq, a predicted model, not a curated record